UUUUUUUCUAGUCUCUUCCCAGCGUGCCCUGUGACGGCAGCGCUCACUGCGCAUGCGCGCACAAUCAUAAAUAUGCGCGCUGCCUAACAGACAGUCGACAGCAAAUCAGCUGGAGCAAUAUGACUGUCUAGUUUCUUUCUGUCCUUUCUUGUGCUGUUUGUCGCGUGAGGUCAGAGGUCAUGGCUGCUGAUUGUGGCGUGUUCGUGGACUGGUCUCAGAUGGGUGAUGUGAGUCGCGACGCGGCUCCCGGUAAGAUCGAAUAUAAAGACUUAAAGGAGCUAAAGCAGCACGCCCGCUCGGGCCAGUGGGCCAAAAAUCACAGCCAGCGCUCGGCCGUUUACCAGCAGCUGCUCAAAGUGCUCCCGUGUCGCACCGUCACACCGGACGCCGCGGUCUACCGCGAUAUCGUAGGCAGUUCUAACAGCAAGCGCAUCUCAUCCACUCACCAGCUGCCUGAGUUCGUGGACGGGGUGGCAGUGCCAUGCUACAGUCUAAAGCCCGAAUCUGUGGGGUCGGUGCAUGCUGUUCUAUCCUGCAUCGCAGGGCAGUUCCCGGAUAUCUCGUAUUGCCCGUCUUUACCAGCGGUGACUGCGCUGCUGCUGCACUGGAGUGCUGAUGAAGCGCAGUGCUUCGAGAGCGUCAGCCGCAUGCUGGCCUGCAACGAACCCGGGCGCCGUUUAUUAGAUCAGACUUUCCUCGCAUAUCAAUCGGCCAGCAUGACCUUCGGCGACCUCGUGCAUAAAUACUGCCCGGCCGCGCAUAAGCUGAUGGUGGCCACUGCGACAGACGUCCUGGAGGUUUACUCCGACUGGCAGCGAUGGGUUUUGGGCGACCUGCCUUUUAGCUUCGCUGCGCGUGUGAUGGAUGUUUACUUGGUGGAGGGGUAUAAGGUCCUUUACCGUGUGGCACUGGCGAUAUUGAAGUUCUACCGCAAGCAGCGCAGCGCUGCAACAAGCUCGGCUUUAACCAAACAGGACUCGGUGGCAGUCAGGAUCGAUAUCCAGGCGUUCGUGCAGAACAUCGGGAAAAGUGUGACUCCAGACAAGCUGCUGGAAAAGGCCUUUUCCAUCCGUCUGUUCAGCCGGAAAGAGAUCACACUGCUGCAGCUGGCCAAUGAGAAAUCACUCCAGCAGAAAGGCAUCACCGUCAAACAGAAGAGACAAAAUGUCCAGUUAGCAGUGAAUGCUGAUAAUUUCAGCUCGGAAAUCGUCAGCGCGAAAGAGAUCAGAGACAUCUGGUCGUGGAUCCCGGAGCGUUUCGCUUUAUGUCAGCCGCAGCUUCUCUUCACCACAUCUACACACGGCUGCAGCCUCAACAGGUUUUAUUCUCAUUGUGAGGGAUAUGAGCCGACACUGAUGCUCAUCAGGACUACAGACGGAGAGGUGUGUGGAGCCUUCCUGUCCACUGAUUGGGAGGAGCGGAAGAGGGGCGGGAACAAGUCCAGCUUCUUUGGCACCGGAGAGUGUUUCGUCUUCAGAAUGAAGCCGGAGAUGGAGCGUUAUGAGUGGGUGGUUAUCAAACACCCGGAGCUGGUGAACACGGCUCAGUCCGCAGACAAUGAACAGAACAGUGCCAAUAACAACGAUGAUGCAGCUCAGUCUCUAGAGGAGCCCACAGCAGAUGCGUCUCAGCUGUCGCCCUUCCUGUCCACACGACACUUCAACCUCAACUCAACCAACACCUCCAUGUUCAUGGCGGGAAACGUCGACUCCAUCAUUAUCGGAGGUGGUGAAGGUAAUGCUCUGUACAUCGACUCGGAGCUGAACCACGGCCGAACCGAGCGCUGCCUGACCUUCGACAACCCACCGCUGUGUGCCGAGAGCUUCCAGAUCGCUCUUCUGGAGGUGUGGGGCUUCAGAGACGCCAUGGCUUCAUAAGAGCAGCUCUCCACGACUGCAGAUGCUGACAGAUGCUGUGGCUGUAAG
Messenger RNA from Carassius carassius (crucian carp), 1925 nucleotides. RefSeq names its product TBC1 domain family member 24-like. The record is from RefSeq and is a predicted model, not a curated record. The transcript is spliced from 7 exons. Bases 180 to 1877 code for a protein of 565 amino acids. Lineage: Eukaryota; Metazoa; Chordata; Actinopteri; Cypriniformes; Cyprinidae.